GUUUAACUUUAGAUAGCUUACAAGUAAUCCAACUCAACAAAUUUAAAUGUCCGAUUGUAGAUAAUGAAAUAUUUGCAAGUUUAAUGAUAGACUUGCCAUUUAGUUCUCAACAUGGAGAUGAAACG
Dentiscutata heterogama is the source of this 125-nucleotide messenger RNA. The record is from the annotation of a GenBank genome assembly. Lineage: Eukaryota; Fungi; Glomeromycota; Glomeromycetes; Diversisporales; Gigasporaceae.